AUGACCUCCCCACUGCCAGUGCAGCAGUUUAUGGGCGCCAUCGGGCGACAAUGCUCGGUAGUCAACCUCGACCCUGCGAACGACCACACCAACUACCCAUGCGCGCUCGACAUUCGCGACCUUGUCACUUUGGAGGAGAUUAUGGCAGACGACAAAUUGGGCCCCAAUGGCGGUAUUCUGUACGCACUUGAAGAGCUGGAAAAUAACAUGGAAUGGCUCGAGAACGGCCUCAAGGAGCUUGGAGAAGACUAUGUGCUUUUCGACUGCCCCGGUCAAGUCGAGCUCUACACCCACCACAACUCGUUACGCAACAUCUUUUACCGGUUACAGAAGCUGGGCUACAGGCUGGUAGUUGUCCACCUUUCCGACUGCUUCUGCCUCACACAACCAUCGCUCUACAUCUCCAACGUCCUCCUCUCUUUGCGCGCCAUGUUGCAGAUGGACCUUCCCCACAUCAACGUCCUGACCAAGAUUGACAAGAUCUCGUCCUACGACCCUCUUCCAUUCAACCUCGACUAUUACACCGAAGUACAAGACCUACGGUACCUCAUGCCGUCCCUCGACGCGGAGUCGCCUGCCCUGAAGAAAGGCAAAUUCACCAAGCUUAACGAGGCCGUUGCGAAUAUGGUUGAGCAGUUCGGCCUUGUCAGCUUCGAGGUGCUGGCAGUCGAGAACAAGAAGAGUAUGAUGCAUCUGUUGCGCGUGAUUGACCGUGCAAGUGGGUACGUCUUUGGCGGCGCUGAGGGAACGAACGACACCGUCUGGCAGGUUGCCAUGCGCAACGAGUCGUCAUUGCCCGAUGCCCUUGAUAUUCAAGAGAGGUGGAUCGAUAACAAAGAAGAGUAUGACGAGAUGGAGCGGAAGGAGGAGGAAGAACAAAAAAAACUGCGGGCGGAGCAGGCACGGGCCGCUGAAGAAGCAGGUCUCGGUGACGGCUCGGUCCCUGGAGUGGCGCUACAGUUUACCAGUGGCUCGGGGAUCCGUGUGACGCUUAGCCUAGUGGCCGCUUUUACCAAGUGUAAGUUUUAGAGUUCAGUCGUGUGUUUACCUUGUAGGCUGCGCUCGACAGAGCCUGACCCGCAAUCACCAAAUAACGCAUUCACCUGACUGCGAAUGCCCUUCAAGAUGGUUUGGGGCCUGAGUUCUCCAAUGGUGGGCUGGUUGUAAAGUAGCAGAUCGGGUACAGGGCCCUUUUGUCCAGGAGGAAUGUCUGCGUAGACAAUGUUGACCAACAGAUAGCGAUCUUUAAGGCGGACCAUGGUUGUAGGAGUUUUCCCGAAGACGUCGUUUCAAACGGAGAAGAAAAAAAAACUAAAACGGUUUGCUGAGAACGCCCGUACAGAUAGAAUUAACAGAACUUGAUCCGGUGC
Neurospora tetrasperma FGSC 2508 is the source of this 1370-nucleotide messenger RNA. RefSeq lists its product as uncharacterized. The coding region runs from base 1 to 1029 and encodes 342 amino acids. Gene Ontology annotation, cellular component: cytoplasm. Lineage: Eukaryota; Fungi; Ascomycota; Sordariomycetes; Sordariales; Sordariaceae. Gene Ontology annotation, molecular function: GTPase activity. The record is from RefSeq and is a predicted model, not a curated record. The transcript is spliced from 3 exons.